Miscanthus lutarioriparius is the source of this 234-nucleotide messenger RNA. NCBI's taxonomy places the organism in Eukaryota, Viridiplantae, Streptophyta, Magnoliopsida, Poales, Poaceae. The record is from the annotation of a GenBank genome assembly.
AUGGUGCGUACGAUUGCAGUAGUUGUGCUCGCUGUGCUCGCCUUUCUUGUUGCGUCGGCAGCCUCGUCCAAUCCUAUGUGCUGCAAAGACUAUCUUUCAUGGGGCUCGCAGAACCAGAUCAACGGGUGCUCUUCGGAUCAGAACAGUGACUGCAACUCGUGGUGCGAGACCUCCUGCCGCGGCGGCGAGUGCAAGUUCCGCAGUGGCCACCACAAGUGCCACUGUUACUGCUGA